Betta splendens (Siamese fighting fish) is the source of this 1966-nucleotide messenger RNA. Its product is annotated as trace amine-associated receptor 13c-like. Gene Ontology annotation, biological process: G protein-coupled receptor signaling pathway. Bases 60 to 1061 code for a protein of 333 amino acids. The record is from RefSeq and is a predicted model, not a curated record. The transcript is spliced from 2 exons. Lineage: Eukaryota; Metazoa; Chordata; Actinopteri; Anabantiformes; Osphronemidae. Gene Ontology annotation, cellular component: membrane. Gene Ontology annotation, molecular function: trace-amine receptor activity.
CCUUCAUUACAGAGCUGUGGUCAGACGCUGCUCAGAGCAGCUCUCCUCACAUCCAGGUGAUGGAGCUACACUCUGGAUCUGAGCUCUGUUUCCCACAGCUGCUCAACUCCUCCUGCACUAAACCAGUGGUCUCCUGGUCCGAACUGGUCUUUCUACGCUGUCUGCUGUCGUCUGUGUCUGUCCUCACUGUGACUCUCAACCUGCUCGUCAUCGUCUCCGUCUCCCACUUCAGGCAGCUCCACACUCCCACCAACCUCCUGCUCCUCUCUCUGGCCGUCUCUGACUUCCUGGUGGGCUUUGUGUUCCUUCCCGGGGAGGUCCUCAGGAAGUCAACCUGCUGGCUCCUCGGUGACCUCAUGUGUUCCCUGUUUAAGUUCACAGCUACUAUCUGUGUCGCUGCCUCGACUGGUAACAUGGUUCUGAUCUCAGCUGAUCGCUUCGCAGCCAUCUGUGACCCUCUGCAUUAUCACAGCAGAGUCACAGUGGGAAAAGUGAGACUCUGCAUCUUCCUCUGUUGGCUCUGUUGUACUCUCUAUAACAUUUUGUUUAUUAAAGACGAUCUGCUUCAGACACAGAAGUCUAACUGCCGUGGACAAUGUGUGUUUAAGGUUGAAUUCACUCCAGUGAUCGUUGACCUUAUUGUGGGUUUUAUUCUCCCAGUCUCCGCCAUCGUGGUUCUGUACAUGCGAGUGUUCGUGGUGGCCGUGUCUCAGGCCCGGUCCAUGCGCUCUCACGUCACAGCCGUCACUCUGCACAGAUCAGUGACGGUACUUGCUAAGAAAUCGGAGCUGAAGGCGGCCAGGACUCUGGGGGUUCUGGUUGUAGUCUUUCUGUUUUGUUUCUGUCCGUAUUACUGUGUCACUCUUACAGGAGAGAAUUUGCUCCACUCUUCAUACGGAGUCUUUGUAUUAUCAGUCUUCUGUUUGAACUCCUGUGUGAACCCUGUGAUCUACGCUCUGUUCUACCCCUGGUUCAGACGAGCUGUUAAACUCAUCGUGACUCUGCAGAUUCUGCAGCCUGGCUCCCGUGAGGCCAACGUGCUGUGGAGAGGCCGUGGGUGAGAGGACGCUCUAUGGACACAAGCAGCUGUCGAAAUGAAGUCAGAUCCUCUGUUUUCACUUUCUCCAUGUUUCACUAUCCAGUUUGUCUUUGUUCAGGCAUAUUCCAAACAUGUAGCAACACAUUGAUGAACACUGCUAAUAGCCAAUCAUUCACUGGCUGCUACAGGUUCCUGAUUCGUACGGACUGACCACUUCAAGAAACAGUUAACCUGUUUCUGCUGUACAGAGACCAGGUUGAAUUGUUCGGCCACCGCAGGUCACGUGUACAUGUACUAAACAAGAUCAGUAACAUGGGCUCUGCUACGUCUGAUCGUGUUUAACAUAAAACCUGCAUACAGUAUGUACAUGUACGUUUCACCUCAUCUGUGGGUUUUGCAUUCAGUUCCCACAUGUCCAUGAUUCUUGAACACAGGAGACUAAUAUUCAUGAACAUCUGGUGGCACAGCAAGAAUCCACUGUCAUGACAGUUUCUCUUCCUGUUGAUGUUCACUUGGAGCUGGAUCAGCACAGUUCUUUCAUUGAACGUGAAUGGCUGACCUGCAAGGACAGACAUUGUGAUCAUGGAUGUGGCAACGAUAGGUCGACAAAAGCCAGGAGUGAAGAAACAAAUAGUCCAAUUUAUUCAGGAGAAGAACACAAUCAUGGACAGGCACUUGCAAACCAAACCGUGAAAUUCAAUCUUCAGUACCAGUAAACCUGGGUGGCAUGUACCACCCUGCACAGGUGAGGCCAGUUGAGGGGAACAACAGUAAAACAGAUAUUACUUCAUGCCUCUGUCAUAACAAACUUCUCAGUAAGUAAAUACUUACUGUAACAUAAAUUCGAUAUGAAAGUCACAAUAAAUAUUCAAAUCAAAGUCCCUGUCGGGUGUGAAGCUUUCUCUCUGCAGUCCACCCUCCGGUUGG